AGUGAGGCGUUAAAGAUACUCAUCAGAACCAGCCUGGAAAAUACACGAAACCACAGGACCAAAUACAGAUAAGCCUUAUCAAAUACUGCCUCAAUACAUUUUUAUGACUGAUUUCCUCAGAGAGAUGUUUUUCAUUUGUCCAGAAAGGUUGCUGCUGCUCACUCUGAUGUUUGGAUGUUGUUGUCUGGGAACAACUUUGAACGAAAGUGCCGUGGAAGUGGGCUUUGACGAUGAUUACACACCAUCCUAUGAUCAGGAAGACUCAACCUCCACUGAUGAAUCUGGAUAUCAAGAAGUUUUCGUGGGAGCAGGCUUUCGUCCACUUCUUACCUCUGACAUACAUGUCGUUGGGAAUGGAGCAGGCUUUCUUCCACCUCGUACCAUUGAUGCUUUUGAGACUGCAGGCUUUCUUCCACCCCAGACCAAAUCUAAAAUCACCAAAAACAACAUUAGAAAAAGCCACAGUGCUGACCAACAUGACACAUCAUCUGACCUCCAGGAAGAACAUUCUUCUAUUGAAUCCUCUACAUAUAUUGUCACUCAAAAUGGAAAUGGUUCCAUCAAUGGUUCUGGGAGAAAAAUAGUCAUAGAACGAUACUACUAUAUUAAUAUUACCAAAUAUGUUCCCAUUUCCCCGGAAUCAAAUAAACGUCACCUCAUCAUGAUUAUUUCCCAGGAGGCACGGCGGUUUCUAACAGGAUCAUUAUCCACCAUCAUCAUCCCAUCCUUCUACACACUGGUCUGCCUCCUCAGUGUGCCCAUCAACAUCUGGGCACUGCUGAUAUUCAUCAGGAGGAUCAAGCCUAAAACCCUGGCAGUGAUCUAUAUGAUGAACCUGGCCUGUGCUGACCUUCUCUUCUCCAUGGUGCUGCCCUUCAAGAUCUCCUACCAUUUCACAGGAAAUGACUGGAUAUUCGGUCCUGCCAUGUGCCGUAUAGUCACCGCAGCCUUUUACUGGAACAUGUACUGCUCCGUUCUGCUCAUCUCCCUCAUCAGCGUGGACCGGCUCCUCGCUGUGGUCUAUCCUAUCCAGUCUUUGUCAUGGAGAAGUCCUGCAAAGGCAGUCAUUAGCUGUGCAGCCAUGUGGAUCCUCUCCUUUCUCGGCUCAAUGCACCUCCUCUUCACUGAACAGACUUUCAACCUCACAGAGUUGAACAUCACCACCUGCCAUGACAUCCAACCCUCACAGCCUUUCUUGUGUUACAAGAUGUACUACAUCAUCCUCUGCUUCCUCCUCUUCUUCCUGCCUCUCAUCAUCACUUUGGUGUCCUACACUCAGGUGAUUUUCAGCCUGAUUAAAGUCCAACCAGGGGUUCCAGACCACUCACAGAAAAAAAGAAGAGCAAUGUUCUUGACUGCAACAGUACUGGUGAUGUUUGUGCUGUGUUUCUUACCUACCAACAUUGUCUUCUUAGUGCAUCAGCUGAUGUAUUCUGAAGAAAUACAAGACCCAGAGAAUGAGGGGAAUCCUGACAGGCUCUAUAUAAUCUAUUCUGUCUGUCUGUCAUUGGGAAGUCUCAACUGCAUCCUUGAUCCUCUGGUCUACUACUUUGGAUCGUCCUGUUUCCAAAAGGAGGUAUCCAGUAUGCUGAAGUGUCAGAAGACCAAACAGAGCACUAGUGGUGGUCAGUCUUCACCCGGGCAGAGCAAUCCAAGCGUUCUCACCACCCAAACAGACACCAAAUCCAACCAUAAAGAAAACUAGCAGUGACUCUUCUCAGGCGAACCUUUGCAGUCAACACAAGAAACAGCUGGUCUGACAGGCACGCUGAGCAUGUAUCAAAGGGACCUUUUUUUUAUUUUUUUCCACCUGGGUUCUUUUUUAAUGACACUAAAGCUCAAAAAGUUUUGUAUUACUGCAAUAAAUUGUUUCAGUCUGUAUAGAACAGACAGGCUUUAAUGCAUGAUUAAAGGGCAAAUCUGACUGCUGAGACUGACAGUCCUUAGCUUUUAUGUUUAAAAUCUUUAUUUUUCAUAACAAGAUAAGGUUUUUCUACAUGUCUGGCUGUGUAUUAAGUAUACUUGAAACCAUAGUUGAAGUUACAGUGUCUACUGUAAGCAGAAAGUGUCCCCGGUAAUUCCUUUUUGUUUGUAGAAUGGACAGGAGGUAGCAUGUGUGAUUCUCUCUAGGUCAGUGAUACUCAACACGCGGCUCUUGAGCCACAUGUGGCUCUGUAAUGUACUAAUGUAAAAUAUCAGUCCCCCCCGAAAACCUUUCAAAAGGGAAACUUUGACCUCAGAAAUUAAUACACACUCACAUUAAUCAGUUCGUUUCACACACAUACAGUUGGCUUUCAUUGUAAAACUUUAUUUUUUGUCUGUACAUUUCCAUUGCCCUGACUUGCAAUUUUUUUGCCCUUUUUUCCAUUUUUUGCCACUUUUCAACCAUUUAAGCUGCCUUGUGCCAUUAAAUGCCACUUCACCCCACCAUUUAGUCAGUUUUCACUCAAUAUUUGACAUUUUUACCACCUGUUACCCAUUAUUUGUCACCUCUCACCCAUUUCUGCCACCUUUCCUCCCCAUUUUUGUCACUUUUCACCAAAUUUUUGUCAUUUUUUUGCCUAUUUAGCCCCCUUCCCCCCACUUUUGUUCCCCUUUUGCCCCUUUUUUUCCCAUUUUUUCCACUUUUAAUCCAUUUUACAGUUUUAAGGCCACUCUUGCUACUUCUCUUGAUACUUUUUGUCCAUUUUUGCCCCUUUUCACCAGUUUUGGCCUCUUAUCCUGCUUUUUGCUAUUUAAAAAGUUUUUUCUCUUUUUGCCACUUUUUUCCUAUUGUUGCCCCUCUUUGCUGCUUUUUUGCCCAUUUUUUCCACCCACUGCUGCUUUUUGCCUAUUCUAAUCAAUUUUCACUCAUGUAACUCUUUUUAAUGUCAUGUCUCACCCAGUUUUUUGCACUUUGAGCCCAUUUUUGUCACUUUUAACCCAGUUAUUUGCUAUUUAAUGGCUACUUUGCUCCCAAUCAUCCAUUUUUGCCACCUUUAACUAAUUUUCAUUGACAAUUUUACCCAUUUUUGCCACUUUCUGUUAUUGUUUGCCACUUUUCUUUCCAUUUUUUGUCACUUUUCACCCAGUU
Cheilinus undulatus (humphead wrasse) is the source of this 3073-nucleotide messenger RNA. RefSeq names its product proteinase-activated receptor 1-like. The transcript is spliced from 7 exons. The record is from RefSeq and is a predicted model, not a curated record. Bases 104 to 1705 code for a protein of 533 amino acids. Gene Ontology annotation, cellular component: membrane. Gene Ontology annotation, molecular function: thrombin-activated receptor activity. Gene Ontology annotation, biological process: positive regulation of Rho protein signal transduction; blood coagulation; thrombin-activated receptor signaling pathway. Lineage: Eukaryota; Metazoa; Chordata; Actinopteri; Labriformes; Labridae.